Messenger RNA from Paramecium pentaurelia, 309 nucleotides. The record is from the annotation of a GenBank genome assembly. Lineage: Eukaryota; Ciliophora; Oligohymenophorea; Peniculida; Parameciidae.
AUGAGGAAUUUAAAAAGACUGGUAUCUAUUGUUAAGAAAAUGAUAGUUAUAGCAAAAUAUAUUAUGAUUAUGAAGUUUAAUAGGUCAUUCUAGGAUUAAUUAGAUAUUCACUAAAUUAAAUGGAUGAGAAAGAACAAGCACUUAAUUUAAUAUAUGAUUUUGUUGAUGAAAGAAGAUAUUUAACACAUGAAGGUGCUCCUCCAAAAGCAAUUGCAAACUUUUGGAAAUUAAUAUAAGGAUCUUUUAUUAAUGUUCAGAAUGAAUUUUUUUUUAUUAAAAUUUAAUUAAAGGAUUAACUUUUUAAAAUGA